This is a messenger RNA of Akanthomyces muscarius, 489 nucleotides long. RefSeq lists its product as uncharacterized. The coding region runs from base 1 to 489 and encodes 162 amino acids. The record is from RefSeq and is a predicted model, not a curated record. The transcript has a single exon. NCBI's taxonomy places the organism in Eukaryota, Fungi, Ascomycota, Sordariomycetes, Hypocreales, Cordycipitaceae.
AUGUCUCAACAUCACAGCCAGGUCAUACACGCGCCCUCGCAAGAACCUCGUCGCGGCGCACAGUCCAUCUUCCUUGCCGGCACCACAGCCAGCACAACCGACUCGACGGACUGGCGGGAGACGCUCUCUUCCCUGCUUGCCGAGAACCCCAUCACAAUCUACAACCCGUACCGCGCAGAUUGGGACAGCACGUGGCGUGAAGAUGCCAGCUUUGCGCCCUUCCGUGAGCAGGUAGAGUGGGAGCUUGACAAGCAGGCCAAGGCCGACAUGGUGGUGUUUUAUUUCCACCCCGCCACGCAGGCACCAAUAAGCCUGCUCGAGCUCGGCUUGCAUGCGCCAACGCUGGGAAAGGUCAUCGCGUGCUGCCCAGAGGGCUAUUGGAAGAGAGGCAAUGUGCAGGUUGUAUGCGAGAGAUUCGGCAUUGAGAUGGUAGAAAGCUUGCAGGAACUCGGAGACGCCAUUGUCAAGAAAUUGCCUCGUAGCAUGUGA